ACUGCACAGAGCUGACACUCUGUGGCACUGAGAGGGGUGGCACUACACACACCAGCUUUCCCUGUACCCAGGUUCACAUUUAAAAUGAAUGAAUGUACAGUGAUUCACACAAAAACAUGUUGACAUGUACAGACACUUGUAUGUGUACACAUCAUAUUGUCUGAAUAGGGUUGGUCUGCCUGUAAUCUGAAUCUCCUCAUGCAAACAAGGUACAAAUACAUGCUGCGGAGGCAUCGGAUCUUCAUUUAUCUAUGCUAAGCCACCAUUACAGCUUGAAGUACUGCUGGUGGAGAUGCAGGAUCCAAAUUCUGGCAUCAAAAUGCACACCCAGAGGGUCAUGAUCACCAACAUCCCACAUGCUAUGACUGGUUCUGAUAUAUUACAGUGGAUUAUGCAGCGCCUGCAGAUUACCAAUGAAGAGGCACUCAGCUUGGGAAGUAUAAUUAUCAAGUAUGGCUACGUCUAUCCUCUUCAGGAGCCGAAGAAUCUCUCUCUCAAACCAGACAGCAGCCUCUACAGAUUCCAAACACCCUACUUCUGGCCAACCCAGCAGUGGGCAGCAGAAGACACAGACUAUGCAAUCUACCUAGCCAAGAAAAAUAUUAAGAGAAAAGGAAUUCUAGAAGAAUAUGAAAAGGAACAUUACAAUGCGCUGAACAAGAAAAUCAACCACAAAUGGGACUUUGUUGUUAUGCAGGCCAAAGAACAGUAUAGGACUGGAAAAGAACGAACGAAGGCGGAUCGGUAUGCUUUGGAUUGUCAGGAGAAAGCCUAUUGGCUAGUGCAUCGAACACCUCCAGGGAUGCAAGAAACACUUGAGUAUGGCUUAGACCGAGUGACUGAUCCCAAUGAAGAUCAGAAAAAAACCAUGGAUGUUUACAGGAGAGAGAUCAUGUACUACCAGCAGGCCAUCAUGAAGACUACAGUGAAGUCAUCUGUCUCCCUGGGAGGAAUAGUUAAGUACAGUGAACAGUUCCGCUCCAAUGACCCCAUCAUUUCUGGAUGCCUUCCUAGCAACCCCUGGCUCUCAGAUGAUGUGGAUUUUUGGGAGCUGAAUGCAAAGCUGGUUGAAACCCCGACAAAAGCACGAGUGGAAAGAUGGGCCUUCAAUUUUAGUGAGCUGAUGAGGGAUCCCAAAGGCCGCCAGAGCUUCCAGCUGUUCCUGAAGAAAGAGUUCAGUGGGGAAAAUCUGGGAUUUUGGGAAGCUUGUGAAGAUCUGAAGUAUGGAGACCAAUCCAAGGUGAAGGAAAAAGCAGAAGAAAUUUACAAAACUUUCUUGGCACCAGGAGCAAGACGCUGGAUCAAUAUUGAUGGCACCACUAUGGGUAUCACAGUCAGAGGCCUCAAACACCCUCAUCGUUAUGUCUUAGAUGCUGCACAGACUCAUAUUUAUAUGCUCAUGAAAAAGGAUUCUUAUGGUCGCUAUUUAAAGUCUCCGAUAUACAAGGAAAUGUUGUCCAAGGCAAUUGAACCACAAGAAGCAGUGAAAAAAAGCUCUAAUAAUCCAUUUGCUCGCAAAGUUCUCCGAUCCAGCCCCAGCCCUGUCAUCCUAAGACAGCAGGAAGAAGAAGCCAAGGCAAAAGAAGCAGCAGCCAAUGUGGACAUCACCCAGCUGUGCCAGUUCACUGUUCCAGUUCCCCACCUGGCUGUUUACACUGGUACCUCUGAUCCUCUGUCUCCUUCCAAUACUCUUCCUUCCUCCUGCCAUGCCCAGCUGAGUGAUCUUCCUCUUCAGUGCUCUGGGCACAUCAGUCUGCCAAACAGCACUAGCUGCCCCUCACCUAUUAGUGUAGCCCUAGACAGCAACCCUGUCGUGGAUAGGAAUUGGGAUGGCAGCGGGCCUAGUUCUCAUCCCUUUCCUUCUAUCACCGAAAAUGCUGAGAUCUCCUUGGAUUCUGAACCAAACACUUGCCCCAGCUCCCAGAGCCCUCUGAGUUCUUCUGAGACCAAGCUGUUGCCCAAGACCCGGAUGACCUUGUCCCUCAGCAGGUUCCUGAAACGGGGAUGUUUGAACUCACCAGUCUUUGCAACAUUCUCACCCAAGUGCCCUGCCAAAGUGACUCAUGGGAAAGUGCAGCCACUAGAUGAUCUGGACCACCACCACCACCACCAGAAGGUCAAAAAAGUGUCCAACUUCUUCCAGAUAAAAGUGGACAUUCCUUUGGAAAGCAAAAUCUACCCAAUAGACUCUGAGGAAGAAGAGGAGAACAGCCACUGGGCUUGCAAAGAUUCUGCAAAAGAGGUUAUCUGCCCAUGGGAAAAAGCUGUAUAACAAGGAGUCUUCGAGGCUCUUAUGAUGUGACCCACUUUAAAAAGGCUAAAUUUUUCCUGGCCCUGAAUCAGCAGGUAUAAUCACCUACAGUUUGAUGGAUGAAUCAUGCUGUUAAAAGGAGUGUAUUAGAAUAAUCAAUGAGAAUCAUCCAGCAUCAAACCACGUGGGUUAUAAAUAAUAAAUUGAGGUUCAUAUUUCUUUCAACAUUCAGAAAUUUAA
Messenger RNA from Hemicordylus capensis (graceful crag lizard), 2491 nucleotides. RefSeq names its product regulator of G protein signaling 9 (gene RGS9). NCBI's taxonomy places the organism in Eukaryota, Metazoa, Chordata, Lepidosauria, Squamata, Cordylidae. Bases 293 to 2272 code for a protein of 659 amino acids. Gene Ontology annotation, biological process: regulation of G protein-coupled receptor signaling pathway; intracellular signal transduction; G protein-coupled receptor signaling pathway. The transcript has 19 exons. The record is from RefSeq and is a predicted model, not a curated record.